Messenger RNA from Clunio marinus, 3696 nucleotides. The record is from the annotation of a GenBank genome assembly. Lineage: Eukaryota; Metazoa; Arthropoda; Insecta; Diptera; Chironomidae.
AUGCGACAAGACAAGCAAGUCGCGAUGAACAAGUCGGUUGGAUUAUUGCCAAAACGUGUGUUUGGACUAAGAACGGACGUUAUUGGAAAUGUUCACUUCACAUUGGGUCAAGAUGUGGUCUAUCCGGUCGCUGGAGCUGUAGUGGUUCAAGAUUUUAUCACAAAUGAACAAAAGCAUCUCAGAUUUGAGGAAAAUAUUAAGCCGGAAAUUAUAGUCAUCAGUCCAAACCUUAAACUUCUAGCAGUAUCAGAAGUUGAUGUCAUAAGCGAAAAAGCUGUCAUCAAUAUUUAUGAACUGGAGAAACUUAAAAAAAUUAAAACAUUAAAUCUUCCACCAGAAUGCCCAGUUCAAAAUGUAGGAAACAUGUGCUUUACAUGUGAUUCGAAAGGUCUUGCUAUGUUGUCCCAGGAGCCCGAUGCUUUUAUCACAAUUUAUACCUUUGACAAAUCUGAUGGAACGGUUACGGGACGGGCAUCGAAUAAAAAUUAUCCUGGUCGUGCUACAUUAGUUCAAUGCAAUCCAAGUGACGCAUCGAUUGUCACGAUUGGUGGUGAAAAUAUGUUGAAAAUCAUGAAUAAAACUGAAAAAGGUUUUGGUCAGUUAGGAACGAUUAAGGGAGAAAAUAUUGUCGUGACAUCUUUAACAUGGUUAACUGCCGAAAUAAUCAUCGCUGGGUCAGCUGAAAUGGAACUUUAUUUUAUCGAAGGUGGAGAAUUGAAAGUAAAGUACAACACCAUGGAUCUUGAGUUUAUUGAUUUAGCAUUAACACCUGAUGAGAAGAACUCAAAAUCAGAACUCAGUACAAUUGCAACGCUUUUAGCUAAGAAAGUUUAUCCAAUUAAAUGUUUGACGACGUUUCCUUUGGGCUUUGCUUUUGCCACGAGCAACAUGUGUCAUGUCUUUCGUCGCCUAUCAGCUUUGAAAUUCCAAAAGAAAACUCUGUUAACAGUGCCUGUAACUCUUUUUGAGGAAGCACUUUAUGUUAUUAAAGACAUUGCCAUUAAUGAUCAACAAGACACAAUCGUUGCAACAACCGAGCACAGUCAAAUUUUUAUUGGUCAAUUGUUUGCACCGGAAAAUAUGAACGUCGUGCAAACAGAAUUUAAAUACCUUGGUGAACCGCUACAUGUUGAUUCUAUUAUUGAUUUGUCUGUUUGCUCAUGGAAACCUAUAGCAAUGACUGCUUCAAAAGAUCACACUGUGAGAAUUUGGAAUUACAAUACAAUGAAGGUAGAACUGAUUAAGAAGUUUCUCAUUGACAUUCGUGUUGUUGCUCUUCACCCAUCAGGGAUCUUUGCAGCUAUUGGAUUCGUUAAUGUUCUUCGUUUAUUUCAAAUUCAAUUGAAUGAUUUGAAGAUCUCAAAAUCAUUUAAUUAUCCAAUGUGUUCCGUCAUUAAAUUUUCACACAGAGGUCAUUUGCUAGCAGCAGGUUGUGAGAAAAUUAUUGCAAUCAUUUGUGUGUUUACUUUCGAAACUGUCAUGACGUUGAAGGGUCACAAUGGAAUUUUAAGUUUGGCAUGGUCAAUGUAUGAUCGUUUUAUAGUUUCAUCAGGCAAGGAAGGAUCAGUGUACGAAUGGAAUGUAAGUAAUAAUGGUGAGAGAGUCAAUGAACUUGUUCAAAAAGGAACUCACUAUAAUGCAAUUGCUGUCUCAUCCGAUCAAAGUUAUAUUGUUGCUGUAACUCAUUCAGCAUAUCUUCGAGAGAUUAGUAAAUCUCAAAUGAUUCGUGAAUAUCGAGCACCUGACAAUGAGUCAUCGUUAACAACUCUCGCUUUUGCACGAUCGGAUCAAAUUAUGUUUGCAGCAAAUGAACGGGGAAGUUUAUACAACAUCAAGAUGCCUUUUCUCGAAUCAGGUGGUGGUUCGUUCAAUAACAAUCAUUUCUAUCAUAAAGCGAUUAAUCGACUUUGUAUGACGCAUGAUGAUAAAUUAUUAGUAAGUGUUGGAAAAGAUGGCACUUUAGUCUUUUGGACAAUUACAAAUAUAGAGAAUCGUGUGACUGAAGUUAUCGACGCUGAGAUUGGAAGUUGUGAAGAUAUUUUAAUAUCACGUGGUGAAUUGACAGCAAAAAUUGAUAAAAUUUCAUUACUUGAAAUGAGAAUAAAUGAACAGAUUGAUGAGUUCUCUUAUGAAAAAUUCCAAUCUGAAAGUUCUUAUAAGGAUCAAAUUAAAGGAAUUCAUGAAAAGUAUGGAAAUGAACUUGAGCAUUUGAAGAAGGAGAAUGAAACUCUCAAAGUUAUACACACUGAACAGUUGAAUGAAGUAACCGAAGCGAUAACAAAAUCAAAUGAACGACAUCAACGAGAAGUUGAUGAAUUGGAAUCAAAUUUUAACCAGAAAAUUAUUCUGGAAUUUGAUAAUCAGAAAAUUCUUAUUCAACAAAUGCAAGAAAUGAAAGAAAAUUAUGAACAGAAACUAUCAAAAUCAAACUGUAUUUUGCAUGACACCAAAGAUAAUCUUGAAAGAAAAUUCAAGAAGCAACUUGACGAGAAGCAAGAUUUUGUUGAUGGCUUGUCGAAGAAGAUUAAAGAGAAGGAAAAAGAAUUUGAAGAAUAUUGUCGUCAAGAAAUCUUAACAUCAUUUCAUUUUGUUUACAUUGUAAUUGAAAUAGAUGAUCGAAACAUGGUAGAGUCACAGUUGAGCUAUGAAAAACGAUUAAAAGACAGCGAAGAAAUAAUAACACGUUGGCGAGGUGACGCAGGCGUUUUGAAGAAAAAGAACAGCAACAUGACAAAAGAAUGUGAAGAAUUAAGAAAGGAAAUUGAACUUUUAAGAUCACAACAAUCACGUUUCCAAGACACAAUCAUGCAGAAUCAGAAGCAACUUGAUGAGCUAAGAAUUGAACGUAAUCAAAGAGAUGUCACGAUUAAAGAGAAAGAAAAGCACAUGAUGGAAAUGAUGAAACAAAGUCAAGAGUUGGAAACAAACAAACAAAUUCUGACAACAAAAAUGAAUGAGCUAAGAAAUGAAAUUGAGCCUCGAGAGGUGGAAAUACGCGAGAAAAAGGAAAGAAUAUUCGAAAUGGAACGUGAAAUAAAACUUCUUCAACAACAGCAACUUAACAGUGGAUUGAAAAUUUCUCAAUUACGCGAUAAGCUUUUGGGAUCUGACAAAGAAUUGAAAGUGGAGAAAACUCGAUCCAAGAAUGUCCGCGAUCAAUUAACAAAAAUUUGCUCAGAUAUUCACAAGAUUUCAUCGUUCAUUCAACAAUCGCCAGAAAAGCUCAAAGAACAAGUAACAGCACUUUUCCAUCGUUAUGGAAGUGAUGCAGAACUACAAAAAACUCUUCUCCUCGAUGUUGAAGUUCAAAAUGAAUUUGCAAGACAAAGAGAAUAUUAUGAGAAGCUAUUGACAAAGCAAUCAUCAUCGAAAAUUUCAGGAGGGAGGUCCAAGAAACUAUCAGGAAGUGAUCACGAUACGUUAAAAUUGCUAAGAGAAAAUGUUACUUUAAUUACUGAAUUAAAUCGACUGAGAACGAAACUUAACGAUGUAGAAAAAGAAAACGAUAAAAUGAAAUCAAUUCUUGGAUUAACAACCCGUCACAUGCUUCCCAGUGUAGCACGUCAGAAACUCGACAAAGCAGCUAUAGAAAAAGAAGAAAUUCAUGAAAAUUAUCGUGAAAUAAUAGAAAAACUAGAAGAAAAGCUUGAAAAAGUGAUAGCUGAAAAUGAAAGUUUAAGAUCGAAAGCUGAUUAG